CGCAGGCAGGCCCCGGUCGGACUCCGGCUCGGCCGCCCAGGAGAGCGGCUCCCUCCUGUUCCCGGCCGCCACCUCGGGCUCCUCGUCCCCUCUCGGCUGAGUUCAGGCUGCAGCCAGGGGCUGGGCCUCGGCUGUGCGGUAGGCCCCGCGAAGGGCCUGGCCUCGCCCCCCGGGGAGCGCAGGGAUCCGGCUCCCGUGUAUUGGGCGGGGGGUGCUCCCCGGCUUCCUCUUUUGCUCCCCAUCAGGGGGCUGGAGGCGGCCUCGUGGGGUGGGGGGCAGACCGUCCCCCCCUUACGUAACCUCGCUGGCAGGGGCUACCCGCGCAGGAGCUGGGCCUCCCCGGCUGCCCGUCGGCCCGUGUGAGCUGCGCCGAGAGGGAGCCUGCUCGGGAAGGGGCUUCCCGCAGCCCCCGAGCCGGGCUCCGCGCAGGCGGCUCUGAAUCGGGAGCCAGCCGACUGGCGUGGCCGAGAUAGAGGUGUUCGUUGUCGCUGUCAGCCCCGCGGGCUCUGGCCGGCCCGGGGCCGUCCCUUCUCAGCCAUCGCGGGGCGAACCGAGCUGGCCUGAAGGGACCCCGGCACGGGGCGGUUUGGGGCUUUUGCAUCUCUUUGUUGUUUUGAGUGUCGAAGACCCAAGUAGCGAGAGAAAUGUAGCCUAGAGAGAGGAGUGACAUUGUUAGAGCAGAAAGCGAAAGCUGAAAAAGUGACGGUGAGGGAUUGUAGCCAGACUCCUCAAACCUGCGUUUUUAUCAACACGUAUUUAAGUCUGUGGGAGUGGAGGAGGAUGGGCCAGCAAAAAGGUAUCUGUGUCCUUAAUGCUGUAGAUCGUGCAGGGAAGGUACUGCUACUUCAUACACUGAACUAAUAGCUGCUGGUCACUACAGCAGAAGCAUGCAGGAGUUGAAUGACCUGGCACGUGAUCCCCCAGCACAGUGUUCAGCAGGGCCUGUUGGAGAUGACAUGUUCCAUUGGCAAGCUACAAUAAUGGGACCGAAUGACAGUCCCUAUCAGGGUGGAGUAUUUUUCCUGACAAUUCACUUCCCAACAGAUUACCCUUUCAAACCACCUAAGGUUGCAUUUACAACAAGAAUCUAUCAUCCAAAUAUUAACAGUAAUGGCAGCAUUUGUCUUGAUAUUCUACGGUCACAGUGGUCCCCAGCACUAACUAUUUCAAAAGUACUUUUGUCCAUCUGUUCUCUGUUGUGUGAUCCCAAUCCAGAUGAUCCUUUAGUGCCUGAGAUUGCACGGAUCUACAAAACAGAUAGAGAAAAGUACAACAGAAUAGCUCGGGAAUGGACUCAGAAGUAUGCGAUGUAAUUAAAGAAAUUAUUGGAUAACCUCUACAAAUAAAGAUAGGGGAACUCUGAAAGAGAAAGUCCUUUUGAUUUCCAUUUGACUGCUUUCUAUGAGCCCACGCCUCAUCUUCCCCUGUGCACAUGUUUACCUGAUACAGCAGUGCUGCGUGUUGUACAUACUUGGAACAACAAAAUAGAAAUACUGUAUUUCCCGUACCAACAUUGACUCCUAGCAAAGAAGUGUGUGUGUGAAAAGCCAGUUCUUCAGUCAUAACUUAGUUGUGAGCCUAAAAGCAUUCCUUAAUGAUUUAAAUUGGGUAAUAAAAUGAGGGGGGAGGAGUGGUGGGUUUCAUCGUUUUUUCUGGAGACAGUUCACUGACUUGUGGGAGGAUUUUUUUAAAUGGAAUCCUUUUAAACUCAUAACAGUUAUGGAAAACCAAGGUGAAGAACUCAAAGCUGUUUCUGUAUUCAUUUUAUUCUGAAGGAUCUACAUCUUAGGUAAAAAUUACGACCAACAAGAUUAACCUGUACCCACAUCCUGUAUUUAAGGUCUAAGUUUAAAUGGUCAACAUUUAAAUGGAUUGGAGCUAUUAGUGCAUCAAGUGAUGUUGAUUUAUUUCAACUCUUCUCUCCCCUCCCUCAUACUUUUUUGGUUUGUAUGUGGUUUCUCAGUUAAUACAUAGCUAAUAGCUCUUAUUUUUCUUAAGUUUUUUUAACUGCUUAGGUCUUUCUGGAUGUAAGGGUAAAAAUUCAUUUGACAGAAAACUCGUGUAUAUUUAAAGACCCAACUGCUCCCCUGGGGCUUGUACGUUCAAGAAUGAUUAAUCUGUGUAAUAAACUGAUUACUACAGUCAUUACAUAUAACUUUGUGUGAAUAGGCUUUUAAUUUUAAAACCAGUUUGUUACAGGCUAAAAUUAAUGGUGGCUUGUCCUUAAAUGUCUGCAUUCACAAACAGUUGCAUUUCAGAAUCAUGGAGCAAUUCAGUUUGCAUCAGAAAAGGCUAUUUGCCUGAACAAGACCAACGUAAGGUUAAAGCACUUACAUGAACUCCAGAGAUGUAGUGUGCCAGCAACUUGACUGUUAAACCAAAAAAGCAGUUUACUUAAUGAAGAUCUGAGCAACAUUUUACAAAACCUAAUGGUAUUAUUCCCACUUGCAUGGGACUUAACACAAUGCAUAUGUAGGUAAGUGAAACCUUAUGUAACUAAAAGUAAUGGAUGUAAAAGGGUAAAAAUGAUCACACAUCAGCACAAACUUUCAUAAAAUGUAGCUUUUACAUGCUUACUUUGCACUAAACAUUUGCAAAUGUUCAUAUGGUUUUAAAUUGUACUUGUAUGUGUCUUUUAUUUGAACAAAGUCUUCACUUGAAUUUAGUGAAAAUGUAGUUUGAAAUUUUACUUUGUAAACAAGUGUAUUUGCCAGCAACAUUCAUGUGAAGUAGGUGAGUCUGCAAUUUUAUCUCCUUUAGUAUAAUUGUAAACCAAGCCAUCAAAAUGAAGGAGAGGCUAUAGUCUCCAGCCACAGGGGUCUGUCCCAUCCAUUUUCAAAUGCAUCUUUACGCACUUGCACAAAUGAGGAAUAAAUGUCCACUGCGUUUGGUCUAAA
Chelonia mydas (Green sea turtle) is the source of this 2897-nucleotide messenger RNA. RefSeq names its product ubiquitin conjugating enzyme E2 D2 (gene UBE2D2). Gene Ontology annotation, molecular function: ubiquitin conjugating enzyme activity. The transcript has 8 exons. Lineage: Eukaryota; Metazoa; Chordata; Testudines; Cheloniidae. Gene Ontology annotation, biological process: ubiquitin-dependent protein catabolic process; protein K48-linked ubiquitination. The coding region runs from base 888 to 1313 and encodes 141 amino acids. The record is from RefSeq and is a predicted model, not a curated record. Gene Ontology annotation, cellular component: nucleus.